This is a messenger RNA of Ostertagia ostertagi, 549 nucleotides long. NCBI's taxonomy places the organism in Eukaryota, Metazoa, Nematoda, Chromadorea, Rhabditida, Trichostrongylidae. The record is from the annotation of a GenBank genome assembly.
AUAAUCGGAGAAACACGCGCACUGGGCGCUUCACUCACUUACAGCCUAUCACCUAUCACUGCACUAGACACUAGUGUAAAGGUCAAACGUAUUGUAGCCUGUCUGCAUUCCCGACACAACCCAUUUUCUACUCAACGUCCUUGGACAGUCGCCUUCUCACUGGUCGGUCACGUCCACUCACCUCUCACUUUGGUGCACAACAUCAGCCCAAUGGUUAUUUACUUGACCAUUCUCGCUGCACUCUCUGGAAUCGCUCAAGCACAAUUUCUCUUCGGACUGCUUCCCCAAAUCCCGCUCUUCACCCAACAACCGUUCGCACUUGGUCAAAACCUACCACCGUGGGAAACGCAAAUGACACCGACUCAACCGCUAAUGGAAAGCAUCGAAGAUGUGCCAAACCCCGACUUGGAACCAGGACAGUGGGCAGUACCCGAUCCGCAAUCAUGGCCACUCGGUCCUGAUUGGAACGACCCACGAAAUACGUGGGCAGCUGUAAAUGGUUGGACCAGUGAUGAGACAACAACGACAACAGAAACACGAUCUCGCUAA